AUGUCUGAUGACGAAGAAGAUGCAAGCGUCUACGAUCAAGAUGACGACUCGACGCCUCCAACAUUUUGGCGUGCAAGUGCAAACGCAGUGGAAGCAACGGACCUAGCAGAACCUGUGACUUUUCAAGACGCGAUCAAUGGUCCUGAUCAAGCUCACUGGCGAAAUGCUGUGAAGGCGGAACUCAAGUCGAUGCAUCUUCGUGGAGUUUUCCGUGCGGCAAAACUGCCAAGAGGCCAAGGCGCGAUCGGCACCAAGUGGGUGUUCAAGAUCAAGCGCAAAGCGGAUGGAUCGGUCGAGAAAUACAAGGCGCGUCUCGUUGCCAAGGGCUUCAAGCAGAAGUACGGCAUCGACUACACAGAGACGUUCUCGCCCGUGGUCAAGUACGUGACACUGCGUAUGGUGAUCGCGAUCACCAAGUAUUUCGACUGGCCACUGGACCAACUCGAUGUGGUGACAGCCUUUCUCUACGGAGUGAUGAAGGAGAAGGUGUACUGCGUGAUACCAGAAGGCGUCGAGAUGGAUGGCGACUUCGACUGUCUCGAGUUGGUGAAGGCGAUCUACGGUCUCAAGCAAGCUUCACGUGUGUGGAACGAGACUUUCGACGAGUUCGUAUGCUCCAUCGGUUUCGAAGCGUCGGCGUUCGACCCAUGUCUCUACAUCAAGGUUGUCGACGGUCACUGUGUGCUCGUGCUGGUCUACGUGGAUGACGUGUUGGUCACCGGCAGCUCGCUCGAGUUGAUUGCGCAGACGAAGGCCGACCUCAAGACGCGUUUCGAGAUGACCGACAGUGGCAAGUGUACUUUGUACUGGGCAUCGAACUGGUGGACGAAUCGGAUGGCAGCGUGA
This is a messenger RNA of Peronospora matthiolae, 846 nucleotides long. Lineage: Eukaryota; Oomycota; Peronosporomycetes; Peronosporales; Peronosporaceae. The record is from the annotation of a GenBank genome assembly.